Messenger RNA from Blumeria graminis f. sp. triticale, 348 nucleotides. The record is from the annotation of a GenBank genome assembly. Lineage: Eukaryota; Fungi; Ascomycota; Leotiomycetes; Helotiales; Erysiphaceae.
AUGAAGAGUUUCACGCUUGCAUCAAUUACAGCAAUGGUAAGCAUGUAUACGCAAGCAUUUGCUUUGGAAUAUUAUAGUUGUAAUGGGAAACACAUCAAUUAUUUCAUCCUCGUGGAUUAUGUCGCAUUAAUGUACAAUAAGUUGUGCGAAAGGAAUGGGGCAAGCUAUUCUGCGGCACCUGGUCCAAAUACCGCCCAAAUUUCUUUUAGUUACAAAUUCGACUAUCCACUUGAUGCUGGAUCAGAUUUUAAAGCUAUUGUACGGGUUGAAUUUGACAAUUCUAAAAAUAUAUUGGAAGUUAUAGCUGCCACAGGGGCGGAAACCUAUAUAUGCUAUCCCGUAGAUUAA